Molecule: messenger RNA, 797 nt
Organism: Arvicanthis niloticus (Nile rat)
Lineage: Eukaryota; Metazoa; Chordata; Mammalia; Rodentia; Muridae
Gene: Sap18
Product: Sin3A associated protein 18
Biological process (GO): negative regulation of DNA-templated transcription
Cellular component (GO): nucleus
Molecular function (GO): transcription corepressor activity; transcription factor binding
Source: RefSeq, a predicted model, not a curated record
CCUCGCGAGAGACGACUAGCUCAUGCUCGCUGCAGGGGUCGGAGGUCAGGGCGAGCGUCUCCCGGGCCGAAGGAGGAAGAUGGCGGUGGAAUCGCGCGUUACACAGGAGGAAAUUAAGAAGGAGCCGGAGAAGCCGAUCGACCGCGAGAAGACCUGCCCGCUCCUGCUGCGGGUCUUCACCACCAACAACGGCCGCCACCACCGAAUGGACGAGUUCUCCCGCGGGAACGUGCCUUCGAGCGAGCUGCAGAUCUAUACCUGGAUGGAUGCAACCUUGAAAGAACUGACUAGUUUAGUAAAGGAAGUCUACCCAGAAGCCAGAAAGAAGGGCACGCACUUCAAUUUUGCAAUUGUGUUUAUGGAUCUUAAAAGACCUGGAUAUCGAGUUAAGGAGAUCGGCAGCACCAUGUCUGGCAGGAAGGGCACUGAUGACUCCAUGACCCUGCAGUCGCAGAAGUUCCAAAUAGGGGAUUAUCUGGACAUAGCCAUCACGCCUCCAAACCGGGCACCGCCUUCGUCAGGGAGGAUGAGACCAUACUGAAUUCUAUUGACUUUCUUGAAGUUAUUUUUCAGCCAGUUUGUAAAAUAAACUUACUUAAUCCUUUCUUCCCCUGGACUUUGCCAUUAAGCCUUUAAAUUUUCAACAAAUUGUAACACAUUUAUUUAGGAAUUAGAGUUGGAUGUACUUUGGUAUAUUAAAGAAAGUCCCUAUGUUUUAAGCCCUUCUGUAAAAUACGAAGAAAAGUGCUCUUAGCAUUCUGUAUAAAGCUGUGUUGUGAAAUACAUUGUUCAAUCAG